Aspergillus alliaceus is the source of this 1907-nucleotide messenger RNA. RefSeq names its product Zn(II)2Cys6 transcription factor. The transcript is spliced from 4 exons. Gene Ontology annotation, biological process: positive regulation of transcription by RNA polymerase II. Lineage: Eukaryota; Fungi; Ascomycota; Eurotiomycetes; Eurotiales; Aspergillaceae. Gene Ontology annotation, cellular component: nucleus. The record is from RefSeq and is a predicted model, not a curated record. Gene Ontology annotation, molecular function: transcription cis-regulatory region binding; DNA-binding transcription factor activity, RNA polymerase II-specific; zinc ion binding. The coding region runs from base 191 to 1738 and encodes 515 amino acids.
CUUGAGUCAGUUAUUCCACAGUACUUGUUCGAUGCAUCACCUUGUCCCGAAGUGGGACUUAGAUCUUUAUAGGCCUUGUCCAACUGUACUUUACAGUAUGUCUGUCCCUGGAGCUAGCUGGCACUAGCCCCUCAAUGGAGCCGGCAUCACGUUAUCCAUAUUCUUGUGUUCCUUUGCAUUGAAAUGCACAAUGUACGACCCUUGCUAUACAUGCCGGCGUAGGCGCAUCCAAUGUGACCAAUCACAGACCCCUUGCAAGAAGUGUUUGAAAGCCGGGCUAGAAUGCUACGAUAAGAGACCACUCAGAUGGGUCAAAGGCGUCGCGAUUCGAGGCAAACUGCAGGGCUUAACAGUUAAAGAUGCCUCGGCUACUUCCGCAGCCUUGGCAGCUUUGGAUCGAGUACCAAGGAAAAAGUGUACUAAAGGAGUAUUAUCCUCUGCUUUGGUGGGAAGUAGUCAUAAUGGUACACACAGGAAUAAGUUGGACCUCUCGUUACCUUUGGAUUCUGGUCUUAUCAUGAACUUGGACCGCACGUCUAGGUACUACCUUGACUAUUAUAAUGAACAGAUAUGCAAACUUUUCAUUGUAUAUGAUAGCGAGGAGAAUCCGUUUAGACGGCUAAUAUCCCUGGCUUUGGACAAUCCAGUCCUACUGAAGGCGGCUCUCGCCCUCGCGGCGCGUCACAGGGCCAACUCGGGAUGCCCCUUCGAUAACCCUGCAGUGGAGGCUUCCACCGACCGCAUACAAAUCCAUCGAGAGGCCCUCGUCUUCAAACACCAAGCUAUACAGGGGCUCACACGCGCGUUGAAUGACCCGGCAGUCUCCGGAAAGGACACCACAGUGGCUUCAAUUUUCCUCCUUAUAUUCUUAGAUCUCCUCGAGUCCGGAAGCGACAAAUGGAACUUCCACCUUGAAGGUGCUAAGAAAUUGAUUACACAUGGCCAACUACAUGAGUUACAACAUGGAACAUCUCAGGAUCCUGGACGGACUGUGCAGGAAAUACGAACGUUUAUUAUCAAACAGAUCCACCUCAUUGAGACUCUUGGGGCUACCUUUGUACGUCCCAAAUUACUAUCUGGCUGCACUUCCCUAGAUCAACCAGACAGCUUGCUUGAUGAAACUGUUGAACAAUCCUUUCUCGGAUGUCCUGAGUAUUUGUUACAUGCUAUCCAAUGUCUCUCCGCCUACAGAGACACUAUUGCUGAGUCUCAGCGACAGACUCCUACAACCAGCGCCACACAUAUGCAGGAUAUAGCAAGCGUGCUCGAACUAAUACGGAAAUUCGACUGUUACACAUGGGCCUCGAGUCUUCCGGAGUCACACAAGUCUUCGUCACGAAACCUCGGCAACCUUUGCCGAUUGGCGCAGUCAUACAAAUUGGGGGCUCUCAUAUACGGUCAGCGGGUCCUGGAUUCUCUUCUUAUUACGGUUACCCCACAAGACGAACCCGUAUCUGAGUUAAUCGGCGUUAUAGAUGCGUUAAGGGAUGACGGGAGCUUGUUGAAAUGUGUCCUUUGGCCUAUUUUUGUUGCCGGUCUUGAAUGCCGUUCGCAACCCCAGCGAGACUUUCUAAUCAGUUCCUUAGAGAAUUUCUGGAUAGACACGAAUUGCUUAAACGUCGUCAAUGCAGCCAAGGCCUUGCAGUCAUAUUGGCAGAAAACAGACAAGGAAGAUACGUCACCUACGCAAUGGAUUUUCGACAUCGGUGAUCUUGAUCAUGAUUGGCUGUUUAUAUAAGGAUAUCCGGACUCUUUAUUGUAUAUUGCAAGUCCUCCUUAUUAAAAUGACAUUUUAUCAAUAUGUUCCAUUAUGCUUCCACUGCCUAUUUGGUUCGUGGCAUGAGGGGCCUUUAUAGCAUGGGGUUGGACCUUUGUCACGAUGGCAAAUAGAUAGAGCAUCGUUAUCC